Messenger RNA from Mesorhabditis belari, 456 nucleotides. The record is from the annotation of a GenBank genome assembly. Lineage: Eukaryota; Metazoa; Nematoda; Chromadorea; Rhabditida; Rhabditidae.
AUGCUUUCUUUUCUGCUUACAAUAUCAAUAUUUUUACCAUUUACCAUUCAAAGUUGCAUUAAUGAAUCAUUUUGGAGCGACGAGCUUGGCACAUGUGUUUUGCCAGUGGAAAUUGCCACAUCCUCGAUUUCUGCCGAGUUGAAUUGCCAAUCGCUGGGUGGACAUUUGUUCUCGAUUCACAACGCUUUUGAGAAUGCUGCCGUUGCCGAUCUGCACACAAAAAAAUUGACGGGUCAAUUGGGAUGGAUUGGUGGCUGGUUUAAUUCCAGCGUGCCGACAUGGCUUUGGUAUGAUGAGACACCGUUCAACUAUCAACAUUGGGUUGCAUCAACAGAGAAAGGCGGUUGCUUAUAUAUGGAUCCUCGGAAUAAUCACGAUUGGAGACAAAUCGAUUGCUCUGGAACAUUUCAAUAUCUCUGUGAUUUGCCUCCAACCACGCUAACCACGCCAAGCACA